GUGCCCGGCACUUUCUCUUCAACAAAAAGAAAUAUGACCGACAAUGGUAGUCGACGAAACCCGCGUUUGCGCCUCGCAUGCGCACGAUGCCAACGGCGAAAGAUACGCUGUGAUGGGGAGCAUCCCACAUGCAGCAACUGCAGGAAAGCCUCAGCAGAAUGCUUUGAUGGUGGCAGUAUACGUUUGCGCAACGGGCCUCAGGAGCGCAAUGCAGAGAGAACCGAGAUGAAGAGGCUGAGAAAACGUGUCAGGGCAUUGGAAUCGAUCGUUCGGGAACGUCUCCCCGAUGUCAAUUUGACAACGGUCGGUUAUCCUGAACUCCACGAAGUCGCUGACGAAGAUGAACGUGCGACCGCUGAAGGUACCUCAUCACCAAACUGGCAUAUCAGCCGAGAUGCCUCUGUUGUGAACAUUGCCGAGCUGCAAUCCGCUGCGGUCCCAGAUCAACGUGCCCAUGAGAUUGGGCUGAUAUCCGUGGGAUGCAACGCGGAUCAGAAGUACAUAGGCCCUUCGAGUGGCUACUUCCUAGCUCGUCUGCUACUAGCAAAAUCUCGCAGAGAUGGGGAGCCGGAUUGUAAUGUGCGCAGGCCUACUGCUACACCUCAGACGAGCAUCAACGACCUUGUAAGCGCUAUUCAAGGACCUCUACCUCUGCCUCCCCAGGAGCUUGCAAUGCAGCUAUGUCAAGUGUAUUUCGAGACUGUGCAGCCUCAAUUUCCAAUAUUGCACGAGGGAUCUUUCCGUGCAGCCCUCACUCGACUCUACAGCACAGAUGGAAUCAAUCGUGGCUCACAUGAAGAACCCGCCACGGUCCACUUCCAAGUAUUCAUGGUUCUUGCUAUCUCGGCAUCUAUAUGGGCCUGGAGAUCAAAGCGACAUAUUCCCGCCGAGUCUUACUGUUUGUCUGCCCUACAAUAUCUCGAUCGCAUCGAUGUAGGGAUCUCACUCUCAGGACUACAGUGCAUGGUGCUUCUACUAAUAUUUACGAUGCAUUGUCCGCACAUGAAGCUUAACGUAUGGUAUAUGAACUAUCAGUGCAUUGCGUCGGUCCUAGAUCUUGGCUUACAGAGAGAAGUCACGACAUCACUAGGUAUUUCGCUUAUUGAACAGGAACUGCGAACCCGUAUAUUUUGGUCAGUCUUCACAAUCGAUAGAACCAUCGCAACUAUGAUGGGCCGUCCUAUCGGCUUACGCGAUGAGGCUUGCGAAUUGAGGCUUCCGCAAUUUCUGAACGACGGUGGCACUAUUGAUGACCCAGUCACACCUCGCUCUCAGAUUUGCGACUUAGCAUGCUCUGUACAUCUUUUCAAGCUGGCGAGACUCAAUUCGGAGAUCAAGUACGUGGCUAACAGCAUUGUACGGGAUGUGCCUUCGUACGCAUACCCCCCAAUUCAAGAUGUAAUUGCAUGGCAAAAUGACAUGCUGCAGCGGCUGGAUGACUGGGCCGAGAAUAUCCCGGACUCUCAGAACGAGUUUUUGAAAGCUACCUCCAAACUUCGAUAUCACUCUGUCAGAAUGGUCCUGCUCAGACCAAGUCCCGCAAUCCCAAGCCCGGGUACAGGGGUCUUAUGUCACUGCCACGCGUCGGCACGAGAUUCAAUCCGACUUUAUCACCACCUGUACAAUCGAGAUCUCUUGUCGCAUGAUUGGAUCACGUUGCAUGGGGUUGUUCUCAGUCUUGUCACAAUUCUCUACUGCACAAGGGCAGUACCUGGAAUUGCGCGAACAAUGGACGAUGAAGACCUCAUGAGCGACAUAAGUGUUGGACUCAGCAUCCUCAGCGCAACUGGCGAGCACUGGACUGGCGCCAAACGCGCACGGGAGAUCCUCGCCGAAUUGGGCCAAUCGACAAUACGCUGGCACAAGCGCAAUUCUAAACAAGGUCCUCGAAUAGACGCGGUUGGAGAUGAGCAAGUGGCCACCCAGUCACUGCCCUUCGAUGCAAAUGCGACCACUCCAGCACCAGGAUUCGACCUUAACCUGCCUGGUAUUCAAUCGGGCAUUCAAAUGGACGCCAGCCUGUUUCCUGAACUGCAGCAGGAUCCGUUUGGAGAUAUUAUCAACCUAGAAGACAUUAUGCGGAAUCUGUUCGAUGAUUUCAUCCCUCGCUUGGACAGUAUCUAGGAGACCCGGAUAUGAAUAGCCAUGCAGUAAAGCGCCAUCGGAUAAUGCAACACCAAGUACAGGAUAGAAGUCUUGAUCCGGCCGAACAAUUGCCGAAACAUCGUGAAUUUCCUGCAUUGCCUCGGAGAGUGGGGCACCCCCAGACGGGACUGGGUUCCCCUCAAAAUGCCCAUGGGGUCGAAGGAUUGCGCCUUGGCAGGGAACCAAGACUUGCAAACGCGACAUGUGGAUUUGACGAUACCUAGACCUUUCACAUGACUCGAAUUGAUCGUGUCAAUGGUUUUGAAAGCCUACUCUGCGUUCGAUGUAGCGAACCUGUGCACAGUGAAAAG
Messenger RNA from Boeremia exigua, 2456 nucleotides. Its product is annotated as fungal-specific transcription factor domain-containing protein. The coding region runs from base 34 to 2124 and encodes 696 amino acids. Gene Ontology annotation, molecular function: DNA-binding transcription factor activity, RNA polymerase II-specific; zinc ion binding; sequence-specific DNA binding. The transcript is spliced from 3 exons. Lineage: Eukaryota; Fungi; Ascomycota; Dothideomycetes; Pleosporales; Didymellaceae. Gene Ontology annotation, biological process: positive regulation of transcription by RNA polymerase II; DNA-templated transcription. The record is from RefSeq and is a predicted model, not a curated record.